AUGGAACCUCCUCGCCACCCCACCGUCUCCUGCCAUCCCAUCCACGGCACAACCCUACGAACCAUCCACAUAAACCGAACCUACGACCACCUCGAUACUCCGCAAUUCGCCCUCGACUUCCCGCAGGAACUCGCCGGCAAGCUCUCUCCAUCUGUGCUGAAAACCACUGUGUCGAGGAUAAACGGAUUGCUGUUGGAGGCGGGUGCGGUCAGCGGCAGCAGCUUUCUGCAGAACUGUCUGGCUUGUGCGAGCUGUUUUGUGACGGAUUUGUUUGUGAAGAGCAGGAUGGAGAAGGAUCCCGUUGAGCAGACGCUGCAAGUAAUUGCAGAUUUUGUGGAGCAGGAAAACCACAAGCAUUAUCGGUCAGCUGGUCUGCAGUUUUUGGAUCCGAGGAAAACUGGGUUGAUGCAUCUCGAAAUAUUGAUCAAGUAG
This is a messenger RNA of Fimicolochytrium jonesii, 432 nucleotides long. Its product is annotated as Golgin subfamily A member 7/ERF4. The transcript is spliced from 4 exons. NCBI's taxonomy places the organism in Eukaryota, Fungi, Chytridiomycota, Chytridiomycetes, Spizellomycetales, Powellomycetaceae. Gene Ontology annotation, biological process: protein targeting to membrane; peptidyl-L-cysteine S-palmitoylation. Gene Ontology annotation, cellular component: palmitoyltransferase complex. The record is from RefSeq and is a predicted model, not a curated record. Bases 1 to 432 code for a protein of 143 amino acids.